Molecule: messenger RNA, 540 nt
Organism: Porites evermanni
Lineage: Eukaryota; Metazoa; Cnidaria; Anthozoa; Scleractinia; Poritidae
Source: the annotation of a GenBank genome assembly
AUGGUGAAUAAGGCGAACCAAGUCCUAGGGCUAAUAAGACGGUCUGUUGGAACAGCUAAUACAACAACUUUUUCAUUGCUUUACAAAACAUUGGUCAGACCACUUCUAGAGUAUGCUGCUCCAGUCUGGAACCCAUAUCUUGUCAAAGAUAUUCAUGCAAUAGAGAGCGUGCAAAGACGCGCGUCAAGAUUAGCUCUUAGGCAAAAAAGAGGUGAUAUGUCUUAUGAAGAGCGUUGUGACACGUUACAUUGGCCAUCUUUGUCCAGUCGUAGGACAUAUUCCUCUCUUGUUGAAUGUUAUAAGAUCGUGUUUGGCUUAUCACACUUGGAUUUUGAGGAAUUCUUUCAAUUCGCAAAAGUCAAAUCCACUAGGGCAAAUCACUCGUAUAAGCUUUAUUGUAAAUUAUCUAGAAUCAACUGUUUUAAAUAUUCUUUUUUUAACAAUGUAAUUAGUUAUUGGAACAAUUUACCUAGUAAUGUUGUUGAAGCCGGUACCCUUGAACUUUUUAAAUGUAAACUCAAAUCCUUUUUAAAGUUGUAA